AUGGGUAUCGCGGAAGGAGGCACAAAUCUGGAUGUAAACAACGGGAACAGCAGCAACAGCAACGGCAGCAGCAACAGCAACAGCAACAGCAACAGGUUGCCUCGCAAAAGACCAGCUGAAGCUCAAGCACCACCAGAUACACAACAAGAAGCAUGGCCGCAGACCGACGACGAAAGGAUUAUUCUCCACUUUGUUAUUGAAAAUAAACAGCCUUCCCUGAAAUCUCUUCCCGUGGGCAUCAAGCAAAAGAGCAUUCUCGCCACCUGCAACUAUGUGGCCCGUGGUAGGGGGGUAAAGAAGCUCAUGCGCAUAUCCGAGGCACGGGAGUUAUGUCCUGAUCUGGUCUUGGUUGACGGGGAAGACCUCACCCCUUUCAGAGACGUUUCCAAGACCCUCUACCAAAUCCUCCGUUCCUUUUCGUGGAAUCACCGGGCUGAACGGCUGGGCCUGGACGAGGUCUUCCUCGACGUGUCUGACAUCGUGUCUUUCAACCUUGGUUUGCUGAACCCGCAUGGAGUUGCCAAUUCGUUCUUCUGUCUGUCGAACACAGACCCGGAGCUGGGGUUUGCGUUUGAUGCCACGGCUUUUGCGGGCUGUGUGGUAGCGCCAUCCUGGUCUCCGAAUGGCAGCCGCGGCGUUUUCGAGCCAGACGAGGCCCCGGGGCUUCUUCGUACACGUCUGCUUCUGGCAUCUCACCUGGCGCAUCAUAUACGCCUCCGGCUCGAGCAAGAGGGCUACACAAGCGCCUGUGGCAUCUCAGUAAACAAGCUUCUCGCCAAACUGGUGGGCAAUCAAAACAAACCCCGCAACCAGACGACUCUCGUUGCCCUCUCAAGGGCAGACACCUUGUCAUUUGUAGACCAGCACUCCCUGCGUAGCCUUCCGGGAAUAGGAGGCAGCAUGGCAGCCAUUAUGGAGCAGCACACAAGCUCCACCUCCCCUGACAAGCCCCUCAAGGCCGGCCAAGUCCGUCUUCAACAUGACCUAUCUCCCUACCUCCUCGAGAAAAUCCUGCAGCCCCUGGGGUUGGAGAAAGGCACAGGGCAGAGGACGUACCGCACACUCCACGGCAUUGACACGGCAGAGGUCAAGUUCGCAUGCGACUUCCCAGUUCAGAUCGGCAUAGAGGAUACGUAUGCAAGCACCGGCCUUUGCACCAUUGCGCAGAUAACACGACAAUUAGUCAAGCUUUCCGCCUCGCUCAUCCGCCGCAUGCGCGCGGAUCUAACAAAAACGGUUAGUGCUGCCGACGGCUCCGAAACUGUGAUGUGGCUCGCCCGACCCAGGACCCUGCGCCUCACCACUCGCCAGCGGCAUCCCCCCACCGGCCCGCGUCCGCCAUACAACAGCAACCGUACUUCGCGCAGUCAACCGCUGCCCAGCUUUGUCCACGGCUCCACCACUCAGCCGGCAGAAGACCUUGCUGCCCGCUUGGUCGACGAGACGUUGCUACUCAUGUUUUACAAACUAAACCCCCCGCCCCGCGGCCCCGGGAAGGCUGGAUAUAACAUAGGCCUCCUCAACAUCUGCGUCACUGGCAUGGUCGCUAGCGGUGCGGACUCCAAGACAAGCAGCGGCCGGGAUAUUGUGGGCAUGUUCCGUAGGCAGCAUGAAGUCCUUCGUGAAUUCACCGCAUAUGAUCAAGAUAACGUUAAUGGGGACAGAUCGACAAGGUCCAGUCCUCCUCCUGCCGAUCCAAAUACCACCCAAGAAGAGACCGUGGACGAUGCCGCCGACGAGGACAGUCUGGAAACAGACUGGGACGGUGGUUCGCUCGCCUGUGAUUUUUGUGGUCAUGCCAUCCCGGCCUUUGCGAUCCUGGCUCAUCAACGCUUCCACCAGCUCGAUGGCGACAGCUAA
This is a messenger RNA of Pyricularia pennisetigena, 1860 nucleotides long. RefSeq lists its product as uncharacterized. The record is from RefSeq and is a predicted model, not a curated record. NCBI's taxonomy places the organism in Eukaryota, Fungi, Ascomycota, Sordariomycetes, Magnaporthales, Pyriculariaceae. Bases 1 to 1860 code for a protein of 619 amino acids. Gene Ontology annotation, biological process: translesion synthesis. Gene Ontology annotation, molecular function: DNA-directed DNA polymerase activity; damaged DNA binding. The transcript has 2 exons.